Molecule: messenger RNA, 2565 nt
Organism: Canis lupus familiaris (dog)
Lineage: Eukaryota; Metazoa; Chordata; Mammalia; Carnivora; Canidae
Gene: SPIB
Product: Spi-B transcription factor
Exons: 6
Coding region: 43-840 (265 amino acids)
Biological process (GO): cell differentiation; regulation of transcription by RNA polymerase II
Cellular component (GO): nucleus
Molecular function (GO): sequence-specific DNA binding; DNA-binding transcription factor activity, RNA polymerase II-specific
Source: RefSeq, a predicted model, not a curated record
UGGCUGCAGCAGGCAGCAAACCCAGCCCAGCACUACCCCACCAUGCUUGCUCUGGAGGCUGCACAGCUCGACGGGCCACACUUCAGCUGUCUGUACCCAGAUGGCGUCUUCUACGACCUGGAUAGCUGCAAGCACCCCAGCUACCCCGACUCAGAGGGGGCUUCUGACUCCCUGUGGGGCUGGGACCUCAGUCCAGCUGUCCCAGCCACCUCCUAUGAAGCCUUCAACCCAGCUGUGGCCACCUUCAGCCACCCCCAGGGUGUCCAGCUCUGUUACGGACCUUCGGGACCUUCGACCUACAGCCCUGUGGGGAGCCUCGAGCCGGCCCCCAGCCUAGAGCCCCCGGGGCCCAGCUUCCCUGUGUACCCCACGGAGGACUUCACCAGCCAGACCGUGGUCCCCCCGGCGUAUGCCCCAUACCCCAGCCCUGUGCUGUCGGAGGAGGAGGAUCUCCUGCUGGACAGUCCCACCUUAGAAGUUUCAGACAGCGAGUCGGAUGAGGCCCUCCUGGCAGGCCCGGAGGGGAGGGGGUCUGAGGCAGGGGCCCGCAAGAAGCUCCGCCUGUACCAGUUUCUGCUGGGGCUGCUGACGCGCGGAGACAUGCGCGACUGCGUGUGGUGGGUGGAGCCGGGCGCCGGGGUGUUCCAGUUCUCCUCCAAGCACAAGGAGCUCCUGGCGCGCCGCUGGGGCCAGCAGAAGGGCAACCGCAAGCGCAUGACCUACCAGAAGCUGGCGCGCGCACUGCGCAACUACGCCAAGACCGGCGAGAUCCGCAAGGUCAAGCGCAAGCUCACCUACCAGUUUGACAGCGCGCUGCUGCCCGCUGCCCGCCGGGCCUGAGCCCAGGGGGGGGCUCUCAGGGGCUCCACGUCUGCGUCCUGUCGGCGUCCCCGCCCCCUAGGUCAGAGGACCCGUGGAUUCCCCAAGCUGCGGGGAGGGGGGCUGCCAUGAUCCCUAAGCCCUGCCCAGGGUCCCUCUGGGACCCCUCCCCGCCAAUCGUGUCUGGGGCUCCUCUGGGAUUUCCUUGUCAUGUUCUGGAUCCCCAGGAUCCUCAUGUCGUGGGCCACAGGACCCAUGGAGGACUAUAAUAUAUGUCUGUAGAGGGGUGGGCAGGACAGCACUUCCAGAAUCCCAAGAGCUUCUCUGGGAUCCCCUGGUACUGUCUGAGGUCGUCCAACCAAGCCUGGGACCUCUCUGAGCUCCUUUGUGCGUCUGAGAUCCCUUAAUCUCACCUGGAGAGGGUGAGCCCACAGAUCAUCACACAGGGAGGGGGGUACACUGCUUGUAACUCUAAGCCCUGUCCCCCCAGGGUCUCUCUGGGAUCCCCUUCGCAUGUCUGACGCUCUCCUGUCAGAUCUGAGAUCUUCUACUUAUGUCUGGGGCCUUCUGGAAACUUUUUAUGAUGUCUCAGACCUCUGUGCCCAUCUGUGACUCUCUUGUCCUGUGCCCCCAAAUAUGUCUGUCAUCUUGAGAUCCCCCAAUUCUCUGGAACCACUGUGCUAUCACUUUUGGUGUGUCUAGAAUUCUCCAACUGCUAUGCCCCUUUGGGGACCUCAGCAGACCUGAGUUUUCACAGGGAUCCUCCCCUUCCUGGGGUGCCCUCUGGAGGGCCAAACUAGGGAUCAUUCUGGCCAGUCAACUGAUUUCUGAGUGAUCUUGGCAGCCCUCCCAUGUCAUCUCUAACCAGAGGUCUCAAAUUGGUACCCCCACCCCCACCCCCUCUAGCUCCUUUUGGGGCAAGUCACAUCUCUAGUGGUGGUUCCUUCUUUCAUUCACUGUAGCAUGAGGGAGAUUUUGCAGAUUCCUCUCUGCAGACUUUGCACAAUCCAGCAAAGGUGGGCAGCUUUGCAGUGCAAAAGAGGCUGGGGGAGGGUGGUAGGACAUCUGUUCUCCAGUCUGCCCCAGUCUCCGCCACCCCUGGGCUGUCAGACCCCCAGUGUCUUCUCUCAGUGCCUGGUGGCCCCCAGCCUUUUGCAUUUCGCACCUGGUGUGAACCCACGAGGUGAAGCUUGGGCUUACCGUGAGAACUCUGCUUUGAGCCCUCUGGGGGUGUCACAGACUGUGGGCUAAGACACCAGAGUCCCAGGUCCUUGAACCUUCGGGGCUGGGGGAUCUAGGGUGAAAGACUUGCUGCUUCUGGGCCUCAGUUUGUCCCUUCUGUGAAAGGGGAGAGGAGGACGAAGAAGAUAGAAAAAAUCCCUUGCAGCCCUGCUGAGCCUUUGAUAUAUCUUCUGGAAAUCUACCCACCACCCAUUCAUUGACGUCCAGGAGGACAAGGAAGGCACUUCAAGGACCCAGAGAGGGAAGAGGUCCUUAUGGGGGUACAGAGCUGCUGGUAGCAGAGCCCAGGCUGGGACCUGCCCUCCAAAGGACAGCACACACACCCCCACCCUGGAAUGGGGGCAGGGUGGAAGAGAGUGCCAAGGACAAAAUGUCCCCAGGGCCUCCCCUUGCAAAUGAGGUACCUUUUGCAAAAACUAUCAUCAUCACCCCAAGUGUGGAAUAAAAUAAAAUAAAAUAAAAUAAAAUAAAAUAAAAUAAAAUAAAAUAAAACAAAUCAAGGUA